GGGCGCGUAGCUGCAGCGCGGCGGAGCCCGGAUGGCGGCGGCGCAGGCCUCGCCGAGGGAGGCCGUGGACCGCCGGCUGCGGGAAGCCCAGCGCUUCAAGGAGGAGGGGAACCGGUGCUACAAGGAGGGGUGCUUCCGGGACGCCGUGCGCCGCUACCACCGGGCGCUGCUGCAGCUGCGCGGGCUGGACCCCAGUGUGCCCUGCCCGCUGCAGGCGUUCGGCUCCCAAGCCCCGCGGGCCAUGCCGGAGCAGGAGCAGGCCCUGCAGGUCACCCAGGCCGACUGCUACAACAACCUGGCAGCCUGUCUCCUCCGCAUGGAGCCCGUGAACUACGAGCGGGUGAAGGAGUACAGCCUCAAAGUGCUGGAGAAGCAGCCCGAGAACGCCAAGGCCCUGUACCGCGCCGGCGUGGCCACCUACCACCUGCGGGACUACGACCGGGCGCGGCGCUACCUCGCCGAGGCCACGCGGUGGCAGCCCCGGGGUGAGUGCUGACACCAACGUGCAGCGCUACCUGCAGCUCACGGAGUCACAGCUGAGCACCUACCACCAGAAGGAGAAGCAGCUCUAUCUGGGCAUGUUUGGCUAGAGCCGCUCCCGACCCACACCCUGUUGAAGACAUCGGGAUCCUGCAGCUGCCUCGGGACCAGCCUCAUUGGCUGUAAGAGACCUAUGGGGUCCCUUGGGGAUGCCCUGGACAGGUGGCAAAGACUCUCUUCCCUGCAGGGUGGGCUGCUUUCUGUGCCCAGACGGUCUCUGGGGCUGGGCAGUGACUGAGAGCUCAGCCGGGACCAGGACUGCGGGCUAGGUGUCUGGCUUGGUCAACCCCUCCAUAAAGGAGCACAUCUGCCUGCCUCCCU
Alligator sinensis (Chinese alligator) is the source of this 861-nucleotide messenger RNA. It is a transcript of the gene TTC9C, whose product is annotated as tetratricopeptide repeat domain 9C. NCBI's taxonomy places the organism in Eukaryota, Metazoa, Chordata, Crocodylia, Alligatoridae. The coding region runs from base 32 to 496 and encodes 154 amino acids. The transcript is spliced from 4 exons. The record is from RefSeq and is a predicted model, not a curated record. Gene Ontology annotation, molecular function: protein binding.